Messenger RNA from Naegleria lovaniensis, 843 nucleotides. RefSeq lists its product as uncharacterized. The record is from RefSeq and is a predicted model, not a curated record. The transcript has 2 exons. Bases 1 to 843 code for a protein of 280 amino acids. NCBI's taxonomy places the organism in Eukaryota, Heterolobosea, Eutetramitea, Acrasida, Naegleriidae.
AUGUCAGCCCCAGCAGCUUUACAUCCUACCACCACAACUAUCACGAAUACCACAACUCCAAUUCAAAGCAUUCAAUCCUACUUUCCAACGACCAAAUCAUUCGUUACUCCAUACCAUCCAUCAGAAAUGAAUCAUCCUCAUUAUAACCACCUCCACAAAAGCUCAUUCUCAGGAGUUUCUCAAAGACCUGCUGCCAUCUCUCACGUAACAUUUUCCAAAGACCAUGCAACGACCAUGACACCUGUGGCUAUUCGAGUGUUUGCUUCGAGUGACGAAGAUCAUCAUUCGAGUGCGUCUUCUGGUGCUUCUUCGUCGUCUUUUGAUUCCUCUUCUUCUCCCGUUUCUCAAGCUGAUUCUCAAAUUUUGUGUGCCAAGUCAACAUCUUCUUCUUCCAACUCGUCUCAUAAAUCUCACAGAAAUCAAAAGACAAGCAGAGCUUCCAAGAGUAAAUCGAGUCCCAAGCCAUCGAGUCGUUUGACUGUCACAAGCUCCUCUCCUCCAACUCGAAUUUCUAAAUACGCUUGUCAAAAGUCAAAGAAAAAGUCAAAAAUUAACAUACCAGUGUUCGAAUUGAUUAGAGUCAUGGCACUUCCUCAAACCUCUGCUGCUCAAGUAUUGGGUGUUUCUCUGAGUACUUUAAAAAGACGAUAUUACGAAUUGGGAAUUGGUCGAUGGCCAGGUCAAAUUGCCAAUGAUACAAAAGAAAUCGAAAAGGCAACAGAGACCUCUCCUGAAGAGAAGGUUAAAUUAUCGUUUUUGUUGAACGGAGAAGAUAUUGAUGCUCGCCAAAUCGAUCAAAUCACAUGGUCGAUCUUGAAUUUUACAUUCAAACAGUCAUUCUAA